UCUACCUAACUAUAUAAUCAAUGAUAUAACCAACAACACUUAAAAGCAUCAAGUUAUUUACAUUUAUUUCCAUAUAAUACUUUAUGGAUAAUUAAAAUAAAGCUAUAUAUUAUAUUUAAAUUAUUUUUAGUUUAAAUGUGACAAAAGUGUGAAAAAAAAGACGAAACACAAAUUUCAAAAUGAGUCAAGUAUUUGAGCCCAUGGAGGUUGAAGAAGAUGCUUCCAAUUUUGAUGAUUUAAUUGAAAGUGAAUUAAUAAGUAAUUCAGCAUCACCAACUUCGAGAGAAGUCGAGAAUCAACCGGAAGCAAGAUAUGAAAAUAGAGCUGGUGCCUUUUUAACUGGAAUAGACAUUUUUAGCGAUGAGGGAAAGCAAAAAAUUGAAGAACGUGCUAAACGAUUUGGAUUAAAUGAUAAACAAAUUUUUUCGCGUUUACAAGAGUAUCAAGAUUUGUAUAAUAGCAUGGGAAUAACGGAAGAAAAUGAAAAUACAAAAAAUUUCCGUCUCAAUGUCUUGCAUAUAAGAGGAACUGAUGAAAUGAGUACAAAAGAUGUAUUUAAAUAUUUUGAAGAUUAUGCUCCCGCUUCUUUAGAAUGGAUCAAUGAUGUUUCGUGCAAUGUUGUUUGGUUAGAUUCUGCAUCGGCCGCAAGGGCUUUAGUUGGUUUGUCAAAAAAAAUAAUAGGAAUAAGCAAUCGAAAUUUACCCGAAACGGUCACAUCUAAUGAAACAAAUGCCGAUUGUCCCACUAAAGAGGAUGAAGAAAAUUUCGAUGAAUACAAUAAUUUAAAAAGUUCGAACGACACUGAAAUUCAUUUGAAGGAUAUUGAUUAUCCUCUACCGCCCGGAAUUUGGAGAAAGGGAAUUAUUAAUUCAAAAUCAAAGGAUAUUUUCAUGAGAUUCGCCACUAAAAGUGAUAAGAAACAACCACGCGCUGAAAAAAUGAGCGAAUAUUACAAGAAAUAUGGAAAUCCCAACUUUGGAGGUGUUAAGGGAAUUUUAACGGAAUCGAGAAAACGAACGUACAGACAAACAACACAGAGUAAAAAGAAAGUGAAAGGUCAUUCGUCUGAUGAAGAGAUGAAAGCAAAUGUGAAAAAGAAUCCAUGGGGUGAUUUGUCGCAAAAUUGGGGUGUCGGCGACACUGUUGAGGAGGAUUUUAUUCGCAAACAACCAUUCGUAGAGCAGUCGUCGCAUAUCAAAGAGAGAUUGGGUUUGAAAACAACAAGACAGCAAGAGCAAUUGCCCGAAUCGGAAGAAUCAGAUGAAAGUGAAUCUUGCAGUGACAGUGAGGAGGAAUGGUUCACAAAAAGUAAAAUACCACGAAUGCGAAUGCGUGCCGAUGAUGAGGAGGCGAAAGUUAAAAAACGUCGUCAUCAACAACGCAUACAGGAGGUCCAUAAUGUUCAAAGUGACCUAAGAUCGAGACUCGGUAAAGUGAAAAAGGAACCUGUACGAGAUGCGAUUCAGAUUGUAAUUACGAAUUAUGAAAAUACAAGAGCACAUCUCUCGGAGGAAGAGGAAGGUGAAAUUCUCGAGUCUGAGGGUGAGGAACAAGAGGUUGAAAAUAUUGCUGAAGAGCAAGAGGAAGGUGAAGUUGAAGAUGUAGUGGAGGAGAAUGAGGAGGACGAGGAAACUGAAAAGGAGGACGGCGAAGAAAGCGAUAAUGAUGAAAACGAUGAUGAAGAAGGAGAGGAAGAAGAAGAAGAAGAAGAUGAUGAAAUAUCCGAGAAAGAAGUGAGAGGUCCAAAAGGAAGUGUAAUCAAGGUUGUGCCACGUAAACCACAAAUUGCAUCCACUGUUUGGACUAGAUUACAUCGUACCGCUGUUAAAAGUGAAGUAAAAGCCGUAAACAACAGUUCAAGACAAACGCCAAGAAGGGACUUGAGAGAAACAUUAAGGGGCGAUUUAAGAUCCCGACUCGGCAGUCAUUCGAGAACAAAAGGCCGUUCACCAUUGAGAAUAGAAGUGAAAAAUGAUAAAUGCGCUGAGGAUAACAGUUGUUCAGAUUAAAUUUACUUAUUAUAGGAAUUUAAUAAAUUUAUCCCGUUUCUUCCUUCUUUUAAAAUUAACAAUUUUUGGGUUUUUUCCAAUUUAUAAAUAACAGUUUUUCUUUUCUUUACAAUAUAAUUCAUGCUAUGCAUCUUUAACUUGUAUCAACCGAUGGAAAUUUUCUUGUAAACAAUUUCUUACCAUUUCAUCCACAUAAUCUACAGAUAUGUAAUGAUAAUAAUAAUAAUGUAAAAAUGUACUUUCUACAAAAAUGUCAAAAAAAAAUAUACAUACAAUAGUUAUA
Molecule: messenger RNA, 2292 nt
Organism: Leptopilina heterotoma
Lineage: Eukaryota; Metazoa; Arthropoda; Insecta; Hymenoptera; Figitidae
Product: nuclear cap-binding protein subunit 3-like
Exons: 8
Coding region: 180-2009 (609 amino acids)
Cellular component (GO): nucleus; cytosol
Molecular function (GO): RNA 7-methylguanosine cap binding; mRNA binding
Source: RefSeq, a predicted model, not a curated record